Molecule: messenger RNA, 3370 nt
Organism: Coffea arabica (coffee)
Lineage: Eukaryota; Viridiplantae; Streptophyta; Magnoliopsida; Gentianales; Rubiaceae
Source: RefSeq, a predicted model, not a curated record
UUCUGGGAACUGGAACGGUAUACCGGUGCCAAAAAUCCACAUGGGCUUAUCUACAAUCUCUAUAACAACCUGAAAUUCAAAUGGGUUAUCUACAAUCUCUCCUUCCCUUCCCUUCCCUUUCCAUCAAUAAAUACUUCCGUUUGUUCUUCCAAUACCAAUUUUCCAACCUUUGGAUUCUGACAAAAUAUUCAUUGUAUCUUUCCACCAGUCAGACUAAAGAAUAGAAACAAAUAAGAGUAGCCGCUUCUUUUGAGCACUGUUGAGUCUUGCAGCCUUCAACGGCAACACCAGAAGUCCUCUCUUCUCUUCGCUUUCUCCUCUCUGCCCUCUCCUCACUCCACGCUAUCUGGAAUACAAGUUGAUUUUGGGAGUGAAUUUGGUGGUAUCAAAUAUUUAUAAGCAUGUCUAAGCUGAGAGUGGCAGUGGUGGGUGCUGGGAUUAGUGGGCUGGUUGCAGCUCAUGUUUUGGCCAAGGAAGGUGUCGAUGUGGUAAUAUACGAGAAAGAGGAUUACUUAGGCGGCCAUGCUAAGACUGUUACUAUGGAUGGCAUUGAUCUUGACCUUGGCUUCAUGGUCUUCAAUCGUGUGACUUAUCCAAAUAUGAUGGAACUCUUUGAGAAUCUUGGAGUAGAUAUGGAGCUUUCUGAUAUGUCAUUCUCAGUGAGCCUAGACAAGGGCAAAGGCUGUGAAUGGGGGAGCAGAAAUGGAUUGUCAAGUUUGUUUGCACAGAAGAAGAAUGUACUUAAUCCAAAAUUUUGGCAAAUGAUCCGAGAAAUUGUCAAGUUUAAGGCUGAUGUCAUAAGUUAUGUAGAAGAGCUAGAGAAAAAUCCGGACUUAGAUCGGAAUGAAACACUUGGGCAUUUCAUCAGAUCACGUGGAUACUCAGAGUUAUUUCAGAAGGCCUAUCUUGUUCCAAUAUGUGCUUCUAUCUGGUCAUGCUCUUCAGAAGGAGUAUUGAACUUUUCUGCGUAUUCUAUUCUUUCCUUUUGUCGUAACCACCACCUUCUUCAGCUCUUUGGUCGCCCUCAGUGGCUCACAGUAAGAUGGCGUUCCCAGACUUACAUCUCCAAGGUUAAAGAUGAUCUGGAAAGAAGAGGCUGUCAAAUAAGAAAUGGUUGUGAAGUACGCGCUGUUUCAACUAAGGAUGAGGGUUGUGUUGUUACAUGUGAAAAUGGUUCCAUUGAAGUAUAUAACUCGUGCAUAGUGGCUGCGCAUGCUCCAGAUGCUCUUAAGAUUUUGGGAGAGCAGGCAACAUAUGAUGAAUCAAGAAUACUUGGUGCUUUCCAAUAUGCCUACAGUGAUAUUUUCCUUCAUCGUGACAAAAACUUCAUGCCCCAAAAUCCAGCAGCAUGGAGCGCAUGGAAUUUUCUUGGAACUGUGGAUAAUAAAGUAUGUGUAACAUAUUGGCUCAACAUCCUCCAGAAUCUAGGAGAAACUGGACUGCCUUACCUGGUAACUCUCAAUCCGCCUCAUACACCUGAGAAUACAUUACUCAGGUGGUCAACUGGGCAUCCAGUUCCAUCAGUUGCUGCCUCAAAAGCUUCUACUCGACUUAAUGACAUCCAGGGGAAGAGAGGAAUAUGGUUCUGUGGAGCAUAUCAAGGUUAUGGUUUCCAUGAAGAUGGACUUAAGGCUGGUACAGUUGCUGCUCAGAGCCUGCUCAGAAAAAGUUGUACUAUCCUGAGUAACCCCAAACACAUGGUACCUUCCUGGACAGAGACUGGGGCACGCCUUCUCGUUACUAAAUUCCUCAAUGGUUUUAUUGCUACUGGCUCAUUAAUGUUACUGGAAGAAGGUGGCACAAUGUUUACCUUUGAAGGAACAACAAAGAAAAGCUUCCUGAAAGUUUCUAUUAAAGUUCACAGCCCACAGUUUUAUUGGAAGGUUGCUACUCAAGCCGACUUAGGCCUUGCAGAUGCCUAUAUAAACGGGGACAUUUCUUUCGUGGAUAAAAAUGAAGGUUUGCUUAAUCUUUUCAUGGUUUAUGUUGCCAACAGAGAUCUUAAAGCUUCUGUCACAAGUUCUAGCUACCAAAGAGGCUGGUGGACACCACUGCUUCUGACGGCUGGACUAGCAUCUGCAAAGUACUUCUUUCAGCAUGUUUCAAGACAAAAUACUCUAACACAGGCUCGCCGAAACAUCUCUCGGCAUUAUGAUCUGAGCAAUGAACUAUUUUCUCUGUUUUUGGAUGAAACAAUGACGUAUUCAUGUGCAAUAUUUAAGUCUGAAGAUGAGGACUUGAAAAUUGCACAAUUGAGAAAAAUUUCCCUAUUGAUUGAAAGGGCCAGAAUCAGUAAGGACCACCAUGUCCUGGAGAUUGGCUGCGGUUGGGGAAGUCUAGCUAUUGAAGUUGUCAAAAGAACUGGAUGUCAAUACACUGGAAUCACCCUUUCUGAGAAGCAACUUACAUAUGCAGAACAGAAAGUGAGGGAAGUUGGGAUGCAGGAUCACAUAAAAUUUCUUCUUUGCGACUAUCGUCAAUUGCCAGAAACCUAUAAAUAUGACAGAAUCAUAUCUUGUGAGAUGUUGGAAGCUGUUGGUCAUGAAUUUAUGGAGAAGUAUUUCAGCUCUUGCAACUCAGUAUUGGCAGAAGAUGGGAUUCUGGUCCUACAGUUUAUAUCAAUACCAGAUGAGAGGUAUGAAGAAUACAGACAAAGCUCAGACUUCAUAAGAGAGUACAUCUUUCCAGGUGGUUGCCUACCUUCACUUAGCCGAGUAACAUCAGCGAUGGCUGCAGCAUCCGGACUGUGCGUGGAGCACCUGGAAAACUUUGGAAUCCAUUACUAUCAUACCCUUAGGCGUUGGAGGACAAACUUCCUGUCAAAACAAAGUGAAAUCCUGGAAUUGGGUUUCGAUGAAAAGUUCAUCCGGACGUGGGAAUACUAUUUUGAUUACUGUGCUGCUGGAUUCAAAACAUGCACACUUGGAAACUACCAGGUUGUAUUUUCCCGGCCAGGCAAUGUUGUAUCCUUUGGCAAUCUACAGAAAGGUGUACCUUCAGCCUAUUGAUUGUUCAUCCUAUGAAGAGGAAAAGAUCUCCAUCUCAAGAGAAACAACAGAAGAAUUCAAUCCUAGAUAGAUGACUUGCCAUUUUUGUCUUUUAAGCUCCAAUAUUGAUUUCUGCUCAAGAUUUCAUUUGGGUUAGUCCUUCACUGCUUCCCAAAGAAGCAUGAAAAACAAAACAAGAAAUAAAGGUAAAAGAACCAAAAGUAGAGAAACAAACGUGCAAAGUUGAUUCACAACUAGCUUCAUAAUGUUGCAAGUUUCUUUGUCGAAGGCUUGUGGAACGAAGAUUGGUUAAAACCUUGAAUUUGCAUUCAACUGUAGUCAUGAUUUGCAGUCAAAAUCUAAAUGUGACUGGGAUUACACCA